Molecule: messenger RNA, 1203 nt
Organism: Pterocles gutturalis (yellow-throated sandgrouse)
Lineage: Eukaryota; Metazoa; Chordata; Aves; Pterocliformes; Pteroclidae
Gene: UBAP1L
Product: ubiquitin associated protein 1-like
Exons: 4
Biological process (GO): ubiquitin-dependent protein catabolic process via the multivesicular body sorting pathway
Cellular component (GO): ESCRT I complex
Molecular function (GO): ubiquitin binding
Source: RefSeq, a predicted model, not a curated record
CACGAUUUCUCACUGGAAAGAAAAGUCCUUUACUGGGUCGAGGUAGCUUCCCAGCAGCAAACCUCCCAGCACCGGGUCACCUCCGAAGUCGUCCCCACGGCUCCGCCGUGCUGGCUGCUGCUGGUGGAUCCCACCGACAGCUGCGGGGGGAGAGCACGGGACGUGGCGGUGCGACGCUGCAUCAGCCUGAGCGCUGCGGACGAUGGCGGCUACGGGCACAGCAAGGGCAGGGGUGCCUUGUCUGACACCGAGAGCGAGACCUGGCACUCGGAGGAGGACGAGUACUCGGAGGAUGAUGAGUAUUCCUCCACUUCUUGGGAAGAGAAUGACAAGGAUGAAAAGCUUUCCAGGAGGAGAAACACCGGGAAAGGUCUGGUUCUGCAUCCCAGCUUUUACCAAACACGACCAAAGACAUCGCCCGGCUUGCUGGAGCCCUCACCGGAGAACAACAUCCUCAACCUGGCCAACCCCAGCAAGCAGAGGAGAUCCAUGGUGAUAUUUAACAACAUGAAGAACGAGCUGGAAGCGGCCAGGAGGAAGCUGGCUGCUUUGGUGCAUCCUCUGAACAGAGCUGCCGCCGACAGCGGGGGGGGCCCGGUGCCACAGCCGCUCCCCCAGCGUCCCCGCACCAGCCGUGGCAUCAAGUACGGGCCAGCCCCGGACGUGUCCCAGCUGGGGAGCUUCAUGCCGGCUCCUCCGGCUGCGGUCAUCCCCCCCAUCAGACAGCACAAGCCCACGGUGCCGUCCCUCAGCCCCUACACCUGCCUUCCUCCUGCCUCCGUGCCUGCCUCCUCGCCCACCCGACCUCUCUCUUCCCACCGAUCCCAGCCGGAUUCGGCGGCUGAUCUACUCUCGGCGCUGACCCAGGAGGAGCGAGACCUCAUCGAGCCCGUCAUCGCCUUGGGCUACCCCAUGCGCAGAGCCAUCCUCACCCUCCAGAAGACGGGGAGGCAAAGCUUAAAUCAGAUCCUGAGCUACCUGGGUGCCUGCGACCGGCUGCUGAAGCAGGGCUACGAGGAAGGGCAGGUGGAGGAGGCCAUGGAGAUGUUCCAGUACUCGGAGAACAAGGCAGCGGAAUUCCUGCGUUUGUUAGCUCAGUUUAACGAUAUGGGUUUCCAGCAAAAUGAAAUCAAAGAAGUUCUUUUGCUCUGUGGGAAUCAGCGGGAGAAGGCGCUGGAGGAGCUCAUGAUGAAAACCCACUGA